ACGAAAUGUGGCAAUUUGCAAUGUUGGCAGACGCUGGUUUGUCGAGGAGUGAGAACGAUGAGUCCAGUUCAUCUCAGACCACCUUAUCCGCUGUUGGUUCGCUCCAGAGGCCACACUGAACGGGGCCCCCUGUAUUAUGAAAUAUGGGAAUGGCCUGACAGGGAAAGCGGCUGGAGCGCACUUAGCCCAAAGUUUCAGAAGAAUAAUCUUCCUGCAUUACGAGAUUAUACUGGUUGUCAACCCACUGGUUACUUGGAUCCGGCUACAGAGCAGUUCGUUACCGUUCCUGAAAUGAUUCCGGAACUUGUAGUGCCAAAUCUGAAAGGUUUUAGGGUAAGUUUUAACUAG
This is a messenger RNA of Soboliphyme baturini, 348 nucleotides long. The record is from the annotation of a GenBank genome assembly. NCBI's taxonomy places the organism in Eukaryota, Metazoa, Nematoda, Enoplea, Dioctophymatida, Soboliphymatidae.